ACCACAUUAACAGAGGUGCAAUUUGGACCAAUGAAGUUAUUUAAAGACCCACUUCAGGUACUUUUAGUUUUUGCCAAAGAGGACAGUCAGAGUAAUGGCUUCUGCUGGGCAUGUGAGAAGGCCAACUUCAGGUGCAGCAUGGCACGAACACCGGAGUCGGCUCUUGAAUGCUUCUUGGAGAAGCAUCAUGACCUCGUCAUCAUUGACCACAGACAUUCCAGACACUUUGACGCUGAAGCACUAUGCCGGUCAAUUAGAGCGGUCAACUCUUCAGAAAACACUGUGAUAGUCGCCGUUGUGAAAAGGCCAGACAGAGAGGAAGCCUCUGUGAUGCCCCUGAUCAAUGCCGGCUUUAAUAGGAGAUAUGUGGAGAAUGCCAAUAUGAUGGCCUGCUAUAAUGAGCUGCUACAGUUGGAGCAUGGAGAGGUGCGGGCGCAGUUCAAACUGAGGGCUGGAAAUGCUAUUUUCACAGCUCUAGAACAAAGCCAAGAGGCCAUAGAGAUCACUUCUGAAGAUCAAGUAAUUCAGUACGUGAACCCUGCCUAUGAGUCCAUUAUGGGCUACCAAAAAGGCGAGCUAAUAGGGAAGGAAAUAAUAGAAGUGCCUAAAAGUGAGAAGAAUAAGCCUGAUCUCCUUGAAACAAUAAAUUCCUGCAUACGGAAAGGAAAGGAGUGGCAGGGGAUUUAUUAUGCCAAAAAGAAGAAUGGAGACAGCAUUCAGCAAAAUGUGAAGAUCACACCUGUAAUUGGACAGGGAGGAAAAAUCAGACACUAUGUGUCUAUCAACUGGCCUUUAAAUGAUAAUAAUAAGAGUGAUAAAACCAGUGAACGAGUGCAGGCAGAGUCUCAGACUGACAUCCAAUCCAGUAAGCACAAAGAUCGGAGGAAAGGCUCUCUGGACGUAAGAUCAACAACAUCUCGGGGGAGCGAUGGGAGCUCACAGCGAAGGCACUCCUCAAUGGCCCGAAUCCACUCCAUGACUAUAGAAGCUCCCAUCACCAAGGAUGGUUUACGCAGAUUGUCAGGAAAUGAAUACAUCUUUUCCACAAAACAACCCCACCAUAUUCCCAGUCACUUGAUAACUCCUCUGUCGUUAAAUGACAUCCCCCCUCGCAUCGCCCAGACCAUGGAGAAUGAGGACUCUUGGGAUUUUGACGUCUUCAACUUGGAGGCUGCAACCAUGAAACGGCCUUUGACCUACUUGGGCCUGAAGAUCUUCUCCCGCUUUGGGGUCUGCGAGUUCCUAAACUGCCCUGAGGCCACUUUGCGCUCCUGGCUACAAGUGAUUGAAGCCAACUACCACUCCAGUAACUCCUACCACAACUCUUCUCAUGCAGCUGAUGUAUUGCACGCAACGGCAUAUUUCCUCUGCAAGGAGAGGGUCAAGCAAAGUUUGGAUCCCAUUGAUGAGGUGGCUGCCCUGAUUGCUGCUACUGUGCACGAUGUGGACCACCCAGGCCGCACCAACAGCUUCCUGUGCAACGCAGGAAGCGAGCUGGCCAUCCUCUAUAAUGACACAGCUGUGCUAGAGAGCCACCAUGCUGCACUGGCCUUCCAGAUCACCACAAGAGAUGAUAAGUGCAACAUAUUCAAGAACAUUGAAAGGAAUGAAUAUCGAACACUACGACAGGCCAUCAUUGAUAUGGUGCUCGCAACUGAAAUGACCAAACACUUUGAACAUGUCAACAAAUUUGUCAACAGCAUCAACAAGCCACUGGCUGCUCUGGAGGAGAAUGGGGGAAACGGUGACGAGGAAUCUGUAAAAAGCGUUCUGACAUCCCCCGAGAAUCGCAUCCUCGUCAAGCGGAUGCUGAUUAAGUGUGCAGACAUCUCCAAUCCAUGCAGGCCUCAGGAGCUCUGUAUAGAAUGGGCCGGACGCAUCUCAGAGGAGUAUUUUGCACAGACGGACGAAGAGAAGAGACAAGGUCUACCAGUGGUUAUGCCUGUGUUUGACAGAAACACGUGUAGCAUCCCAAAGUCCCAGAUUUCCUUCAUAGACUACUUCAUUACGGACAUGUUUGAUGCAUGGGAUGCUUUUGCAGACCUCCCCAAUCUUAUGCAGCACUUGGACAACAACUUCAAGUACUGGAAAGGCCUUGAUGAGAGGAAGCUGCACAGCCUGCGACCACCUCCAGAGUAGGCUCUGCAGUGUCCAACCCCCCAGGACUCUGCAGUCUGGGGCAGCCCUUCUCUCUCGUGCUGGGGCGUCUCUCUCCCUGCCAGCCAAAGGGCCUCCUCGCCUUCACUCUCCUGCUUCUGUAGCACGCCGAGCGUCCACAUGUCCGUCCAUACAGAAACCACAGAAGGACUUCCUGACAGGCAGUUGCAGCGGGGACAUUGCUGGCUUUACAACCCUGUCAGAUGAGAACUGUGACAAACAGACACGGACACACAGCAUCCUUAUGAACUUCUCGUGCCUCUCAGGCAUUCGCAGUGUAGCUGGUCAAGUGACAUGACUGAGAGAGGGUCCUUACAGGUCUCCUGGCAAAGCAUCCGUCCCCUAAUUACCACGGUGGCUCUCUUGUCUGCCUGUGAAGUUGUUGCUUAAGUAAAAACUGCUUGUUUACUGAAGGAGCGAGCAACACUGGAGGAGUAGAUGGAAUUGUGGUCUGGAUAUAAAGGUGUCCAAACACCGUCAGGCCAUACAAUCACCUUUGACCUCCAUCCCUUCGCUCGCAGCAAGGCAGGACUGCUCCCUCUGCCGCUGGAGGCCACACCAUGAAAGAACACUCCACUGCUUUUUUUUUUUGGGGGGGGGGCAAUAUACUCAUGUGUCCUUCAGAAACACAUCCAAGUUGACACGUAGCGGUCAUAAUAGACAUGUGGGAGGGGAUGCUUUCUUUUUGGGUCAGGGAGUGGAUCUUUACUUUAGGCCACUGCUGAGAGACAGAAACCUCAACAUCAUGAUCAUAGGUAACUAAUUACAGAUGAUUUGGUAUGUUAAUUUUUCUUAGAUGUUCCUUAUUUUCUAUAUUAAAAUUCAUAAAUGAAUUAGUUGAUAAAUAAGAACAAACUGAAUUUCAAAAAGAGAGAGAAAAGCCAAAGCUGAUGAAGAUAAAUACUACUAUAACUCUCAAAAAAUCACAAUUAUUAUUCAUAUGAAGCAUUACCAUAUUAAACAUUUUUAUUUUCUUAUCAAAAGUACAGUACCAGUUUGAAUGAACACUUUUGUAUUGCACUGUAAACAAUAUUAGAAAUGUCUACGUCUCAGUGAUUUGUCCAGGGAUGGGAUGUUGCAUUGUAGAAUAAGCUGUUCUUGUUGAUCAUCAGGAGUUUGUAUGUAUGUGUGAGUGAGUGUGUGAGUGUGUAUGCGUGUGUGUGUGUAUGCGUGUGUGUGUGUUUGGAUUGUAGGUGUGGGUGCGUGGGUGUAUUCAUUGUGCAACAAUCCCUUACUCUUGGUUUAAUGCUGUAAACCGCUUGACAUUUGACAACAGCAGAAAUAUGUGAAAACAUUUUGGACUUGAAAAUUUUUUCUCCCAGAAAUUUUUGUAUCUGGUUUAUCCUACUGAAAAGACUGCCUUAUUUUAUACAAUAUUUAUACAGUACAUCCCACUGUGCAACUGCAACGGACAUCUGGAGUUUUUAUUAUAACAUAGUCAGAAGGUUAUGUUCAAGUAAAUCUCAAUAUUUUUAUAGACAAUGAAUUUUACACUGGAUUUGCAGCAAAUGAGAUCAACCAUUAUAGCUAUCUGAAUACCUGUGAAUUGGAUGAUCAUGUAGAGCAUGUAUACAGAGAACUAAAUGGUUAAGAAGGAUGUGGAUCGCAGAGUUGUCUAUCACUGUCUUUAAGCAGUCUCCUAGAGGCCAGCUUGCAUUGAUUUUUGAUCAAACACCAUUCUAUUUUGGCCACUUGUCCAACAUCCUUAUGCACAGACCCAGGGAACAGCUUUUUGUUCGAGGCUGGUUUCAGAUUAGGAUACUAAUAUAUGUUAAAGAUUGUUGCUUAUUAAGAAUAUUUCCUCUUUAAACAGUAUAUAAAUGCCAUAACAGCUAAGCAAAUGAUGGUUAAUAAGAUGUAUUGACCAUGGUUAUCUUUGUUUCUCUCUUAUGACAGAAUUGUACACUCAAUCAGGGGAUUUGUUUGUUCCUUCUGAUUCACAUCUUGGUCUGAAGGCACGGAAAAAAAAUUAGAAACUAUUCAAUGAAAAAUAAAAUAAUGUCAAUUAUAAGUUUGCAGUCUAUUUCCUGCAACGA
This is a messenger RNA of Morone saxatilis (striped sea-bass), 4193 nucleotides long. RefSeq names its product phosphodiesterase 8A (gene pde8a). Gene Ontology annotation, molecular function: 3',5'-cyclic-AMP phosphodiesterase activity. The record is from RefSeq and is a predicted model, not a curated record. Gene Ontology annotation, biological process: cellular response to epidermal growth factor stimulus; positive regulation of ERK1 and ERK2 cascade; regulation of DNA-templated transcription. NCBI's taxonomy places the organism in Eukaryota, Metazoa, Chordata, Actinopteri, Moronidae.